Jaculus jaculus (lesser Egyptian jerboa) is the source of this 1691-nucleotide messenger RNA. It is a transcript of the gene Med20, whose product is annotated as mediator complex subunit 20. Gene Ontology annotation, molecular function: transcription coactivator activity. NCBI's taxonomy places the organism in Eukaryota, Metazoa, Chordata, Mammalia, Rodentia, Dipodidae. The record is from RefSeq and is a predicted model, not a curated record. The coding region runs from base 330 to 782 and encodes 150 amino acids. The transcript is spliced from 4 exons. Gene Ontology annotation, cellular component: mediator complex. Gene Ontology annotation, biological process: regulation of transcription by RNA polymerase II.
CUGAGGGCAAAAGCGUCCAGCAGACAGUGGAGCUCCUCACUCGGAAGCUGGAGCUGCUUGGGGCAGAGAAACAAGGAACGUUUUGUGUGGACUGUGAGACUUACCACACGGCCUCCUCCACCCUGGGCAGUCAAGGUUUCCUGCAAGGAGGGAAAGCUCUGUGUAUUUCGUUACAGAGAAAAUGAAAGAAGGAAAAAAAACAUGGGAAGCAGGAUCUGUUGUGUAUCUCAGGCUGGCCUUGAACCCAGUAGCCCAGACUCAUCUUGAACUUUCAGCAGUUCCACCACAGCCCCCCAAGUGCUGGAAUUACAGGUCAGGCCGGGAAGCUGAUGUACGUGAUGCACAACUCGGAGUUUCCCCUCAGCUGCUUCGCCCUCUUUGAGAACGGCCCUUGCCUUGUCGCUGACACCAACUUCGAUGUGCUCAUGGUGAAACUCAAAGGCUUUUUCCAGAGUGCCAAGGCCAGCAAGAUCGAGACCCGGGGCACCCGUUACCAGUACUGUGACUUCCUGGUGAAGGUGGGCACCGUCACAAUGGGGCCCAGUGCUCGUGGCAUCUCGGUGGAGGUGGAGUACUGCCCCUGUGUGGUGGCCAGUGACUGCUGGAGCCUGCUGCUGGAGUUCCUACAGAGCUUUCUGGGCAGCCACACCCCCGGGCCUCCCGCAGUGUUUGGGAGCAGACCCGACGCCGUCUACAGCCCUGCGGACACCAUGGUGCAGUACAUGGAGCUUCUCAACAAGAUUCGCAAGCAGCAGCAAGCACCAGUGGCUGGGAUCCGGUAGGGACCGGUGCCUGUGGGCUGAGCCGGCACCACGGUCAUCGGCUGGGUUCUGACACGGAAGAGCAGCUGUCAUCUGAAGUGUCACCUGGGUCCUGCCACCUGGGAUCUAAGACCCAGAAUCCUGCUCAGGAGGAGCCAUCGCAUCACACAGGACCUUGGACCCCAGCCGUUCCCAGCUGUGGCUUGUGUUCUAGGGCUCUGGCCUCCCCUCCCUGACCCGGCAACAGCUGUUUCCACCCAUGCCUGUCCACAGAACGGUGGUUGAAGAACGGGGAAGCUCGCGCCUUUGCUGCCGCUGGGGAGAAGGUAGGACAGGGUGUCUGCCGGCACUGGAGGAGAAAGCAGUGUGUCCCAGCGUCUGAGGAUCAGCAGCCCCUGUGCCAUGUUGCAGCCCAUGUGGGCACAGAGCUCUGCUCCGUACUCUCUGGCCUCCCUGGUGAUGGAGGGAGGGGUGCCUCCACAGGCUGACUGAUCUGCUGACUAUGCUGAUUGGUGAACAUGCUCCUGGGGCCUUUGAAUUCCUUUUUGUUCAGAAUUAUGUAAAACACAGGCUGUACUGUCACAACCAGAAGCACAGGGGCUCUAGUAGCUAUUCUACUUUUCUCUUACCUAAGAAUGCAUGGGUAAUCACAUGGCCCAGGGGUAAUUUAGUUACAGGGUCAUCAGGAACCAGGUUGCCGGUAUCUUGAUCCUCAGCCACUCAGAAUGUUGGCUUUUCACACAAACCCAAGCCAGCUCUGUCUCUGUGAUCACAUUCUGCUGAGGAAGAGAAUGCAGUUUCUUGUAAGUGUGACCCUGUUGUAAAGCCAAAUGCACAAGGUGGUGCGUGUGUCUACAGUUCGUUUGCAGUGGCUAGAGGCUCUGGCGUACCCAUUCUCUCUCAAGUAAAUAAAAUAUUUUAAAAAAGUAA